AUGCCGUUCCGCGGUCUCAAGCUCGGGAAGCACAAGUCAGGCGGACAGCCGGCCGAGCGGGCCUCGAGCACCACUGAUGCUCCGCCGAAAGCUGCGGCGGAGCGCACAGGCUCUCAGCUCGGUGCCAACGCUGAAGCGCGUCCCGCGUCGUCAGGCGUGAAGGAGUCUGCGGCUACGACGGAGGCCUCGGCUGCGCCUACCUCCGCGACAAAGCCCGUGACCGAGGCACCUACGCCGUCUACGUUGGCGAGCGCGCCGUCUGCGACUGACACGACAACAUCUACGAAUCUAUCUCACUCACAUAGCCGUUCGCAAUCGCUGGAUCUGCGGCGACGUCUGCGAAUGCCAAGUACCAUGUCGCUAGGCGGCAAGCAAAAGCAUGGAUUUGGAUUCCGCCGUGUGCGCACAGGCACAGAUACGCCGGCUGGCGCAUCGACCAGCACUUUGGAUCUGACGAACGACGCAGCUACGCCUCCCGUGCCCCCUGUGCCGAGUACGCCAAAGAGCUUGAAAGAGUCUGCUAAGCCCGAGCAGGUCGAUCUUGUGGUGGUGCCACGCCCGACAGAGAUGUCCAAACCGCCCAUGACACCACAGACGCAGAGCAAGGGCAAGGGAAAGGCCCGCGAGGAGCCUACGCCACCUGUGCCCGGCCCGGCCAAGACGACCAUGUUUGCUGGGGCAGCGCGGUCGCCGUCGGCCUCUUCGUCGAAUACACGUUCACCUGCGCGUGGCAUCUCUUCGACCAAGGGCGCUGGCGUGCCAUCGCCGCAGCACCAGAAUGUGACUGCGAAGCUGGCGAGCGCGUCUACGGGGCAGCCAGGCGAAGUGAUUUUGCUGCCGCCUCGUAUGCCCAAGCCACGUCCUACGGCCGCUGCUACGGCGCCUACGACGCCUAAGCGCGAUGUGCCGGCGAAAAUGUCGCCCAUCGUUGUCCCAGCAGCGACCGCGAAGACGCCCAGUACGACGACGGGGGCCGGUCUUGUGGCCUCACCGAGCUUGGUUGGUGCCAAGCCUUACAUGCUGCCGUCGUCCACGUCGGCCGCCAUGACGUCUUCGAUGACGUCGUCGGUGAGCGCGCCUAUGCCUAUGCCGUCGACGCCGAACACGAGCGGCCUUGCGCCGUCGAUCUCUGGCGCUGGCCUCAACUUGCCUGUGCACUCGUACCUCUCGCCUCGCAAGUCGAAUAUGACCUCGCUGCCUGCGACGCCGCGGGCGUACGAGCUGCCUCCGUCCGACUCGUUGCCGUACCUUGUCUCGCCUGACCAAUCGCGCGAGAUCUCGGCGGCCAAUACCUCUUCGACUUCGAUCGUGGAUCGGUCUACCCACUCGCCGCAUGUGCCUACGCCUACGCGGGCCCAGAAAGAGGGAUGGAUUCUGGACGAUGAUGACGAGGAAGAGAGCGAGGUGGACGAAGCGCACCAGCUUGUAGCGGAUGAGCGAGACCUGGCGUCGUUGUCGGACGAGCAGGACGCCGAUGAGCUCGCCAGUAUGGAUGGCACGUACGCGUCGCAUGCGCCGACAGUCAUGUACGAUGCGGAAGAGUUCCUGGACGACGGCGCGUCGACGGCGCUCGGUCACCGCCCAACCGCCGCUGCAUCGUCGCUCGGUGGCCACCGCGGCAUGCCUGGCUCUGUGCCGUCGGACUUUGGCCAUGAGCGUUCUACGCCGCUGGCGCCUGCCGCGCAGAUUGCGCCGACGACUACAGCCGAGCGCGAUGUCAAGGUCCGACCGCUUUCCACGCAUGCGCCUAUGCAGUCGUGGCUCAGUCCCUCGGACGAUGCAUCGUUCAAGGUGAAAAAGUUGGUGGACACCAAGGCCCCUGCCCGUCCUAUCGUCAAGCUGCAGCGUGCUUCGUCGUCGGCUUCGACCGCCACCACCUCGUCGGCGCACUCGGCGGUGGCCCCUGAGUCUAUGCCGGCCGAGAAGACCUUGCCUGCGAAGACGACGACGCCUACCAAGACUGACACGGCGAAGGAGCACGAGGAGGGCCCUGAGCACAAGUCUCUCUUGUCGUCCAUCGGUGCCAUGUUCCACCACCACAAGGGCGAGUCGGAGUCGCAUGCGUCGUCGUCGCCGCCGCGUCAGGACCGUGCGUUGCCUGCGUCGCCCAAGGAUGGCACGUCAGUCCCGCCGCAGGGCACCGAGCCUGGCAUUGUGAUUGAGACGCCGCCUCUGCCGCCGCGGAUGCGUCCUCGCCAGCCCUCGAACGAUUCGACGGCCAAGGCCGAGGAGACAUCAACGCUGCCGAAGCCUGCGCCGCCAAUCAGCACACUCUCUGAGCCUGUGCCUAUAUCGUCCGUCCAGGGCACGCCUGUGACGGCCUCGACGCCGACUAUGUCGAUGCCCGUUGCGCCUGUGGCACUGCCUACGUCCUCGAACCCAACGCAGUCUCCGGAUGUGGUGGUCCCUGACACCUCAGCGGUGGUCGCGACGGCUUCGCCGUCUGAACCGCCUGCGCCUGAGACUCGGUCUCUGUUGGUGAGCACCACGCCGACGCGCCCUGUGGCGGCCAACACGACGACGCCGUCGUCGUCGUCGGAGCGUGCACCGACGCAUUCUACGACUGAGGCGCCUGUACCCCAGUCUGUGGCCUUGGUCGAUCCUGUUGUAUCGCCUACGCGUCCCAAGCCUACGGCCACCGAGACGACGACACCGGCGCAGGCUGAGACUGACACGGUGACGUCGCCGACAGAUGUGGUACAGACCACGAUGCCGGCGGAUGUAUCGACCAAGGCUCCGAUGACCGAGGAUGUAGCCACGUCGAAGGCCACGACCACAGACGACGUCGUCUCUUCGAAGGAGGACGCGUCGGCCAAGGAUGUCGUCUCUUCGAAGGAGGACUCGGCCACGCCAGGCCUUACCGCAGAGACUGCGCCGACACCGACGAGAGACGUUGCCUCGACAGAGGAGGCAGCCGCCCCAUCUGCCAGCAAAGAUGCAUCGACCAAGGUGCUUGCAACGACCGAGGAUGCGCCUGCCGAGGUGGCUCCUACGGCGCAGGCGCCGACAUCGACGGUCGCCGAGGCGACUACGCCCACCAGCGUGCCGGAGCUUGCGUGGUCCGUGCACCCUGAUGCCUCCGUGCGUCCCGUGACUCCGCCUGGCUCCAAGGCCGCGACGACGACGACGACGACGACGACGACGACGACGACCGAGGCCUCCUCGACGCACCAACCGACCGUCACAGAGACCGUAGCAGCGGCCGCUGGCGCAAGUGUGAGUGGCCUCAUGACCGGCUUGUCGAAGUUGUGGCACCACUCGGAGGACACGCCGAAGGACGGCACAUCGUCGGUCCUGCCGUCGUUCCUGGCCAACCAUACGCCGUCGUACUUGCCGUUCCACUCCUCGUCCACGGACGCGACGCCUGCGUCGCCGGCACGUGCGCCGCCGCCGACGACCACCGAGGCGCCGACGUCGCCGCCGCUGCCGCCUUUGCCGACGUCGCCCACGCCGCAAAAGCCAGGGCCAAGCCGGGCGGCGAUGCGCUCGUUGGCCGACGAGUCGCCAUCCAAGGGCGGGCCCGCCGAGGCCCUGCCUGUGGACAAGGUGGCGAUGCCCUCGCCGGCGCUCACAUCGAACUGGAUACAGACGUCGCCGGCUGUGCCUGUGGACGACGUCCCGAUGCCCGUCCCGGAGGUGCGCGAGGUGCCGACCCCUAUCUCGGCGCCUGCGCCGUCGUCCGAUUCGCACGCACGUGACGUGCCUGCGCCGACCCACGAGGACGACGAGGCGGAAGUGCUGUCCCCUGUGAGUCAGUACGACGACGAGGACGAAGAGGAAGAGCAGCCGUCGCGCAGGUACGCGACAGAGGACUACCAAUCGCGCUAUUUGCAGACGGUGCCGGAAGAAGAGCAUGGCGAUGCAACGCUGAUGAACUCGCACAACCCAAUGGCCGAUAUCAGCCAGGACCCAUCGAUGCUGCAGAGCGAGACGCUCUCGACGGAAUCCGAGAUGCCCACCGCGGCGCCAGCGCUGCGCGGCACGGGUGUGUACGACCCAGAGACCUUGACACAGUUCCUUCGUGCGAUGGACGAAGACGACUACGGUCGCGCCGUGUACCGUGCGUCGUCCAUGGGCGUCCCGCUCGACGUGAUUCCCUCGAAUCAACCGACAGCGACAGCUGCCGCAGCGCCGGUGGCGCCUGUCGAGCCGCCGCAUCCGCGCCCCAGUGAGCUGUUUGCCGGCAAGGGCGUGCGGUGGGACUCGCCCGACUGGCUUCGCUCGCAAAUCCACGGGUCCCGCGCCCAGAAGAGCGAGGCACCUGCUGCCCACGAUUUCCACACGUUCCUCAAGCAGCGCCGCCAGCUGGUCCCUGCCUUUGUCUGGCGCGAUGCCGAGACGGGCGAGGAAGUGCACUCGCCGCAGGCGCCGCACCACGAGAGCGACAAGUUCCAGGAUGCAUCGACUACGGUGCCCACCGAGGCCUCUGUGCCCUCUGCGCCCACGACGCCGGGUCGACCGGCCUCGCCUGCACCUGGCCAGUCGACGCCGGGCGGCGGCGCGAUGCCGCCGUCCACGUCGCGCGGCUCGUUGGGGUCGGCGCACAGCUCGGAUGUGCGUAUGAGCCGCUUGCUGUCGCAAGACUCGUACUGGCUGGAAGACUCGGCGCCCAUUGAGGCGAGUCUGCUGAGCUUGGACCAGCUGGAAAAGUCGUACCAGGGCAAGCAUUCCACGUCGGCGAUGCCGCGUCGUGAGCCGCUCUUGCGUCAGCCCAAGCCCAGUGUGCGUGAGACGCCGGCCGCGAGCAAGACGCCGGCGUCUACCGCCCCCCCUCCGGACGUGCCGCCCAAGGCCGACGAGUAUGCGCAAGUGCAAGAGCGACGUGCGAACGAUUUCCGUACGUCCAUGUCGCAGCCGCCGUACGUCACGAUUCAAGCGCCGCCCCGUCACGCUGUGGAUCCGUCGGAGUUUGACCAACAUCUUGAGCAGGCGCGCCAGAAGCAGGCUGCGCAGUACGAAGAGUACGCUCGUCAGCACCCCACAACGAAGCUUGCGACAGUCCCAGCGCCGGCCCAGCCGCAGCCGCCCUCGGAGCCUGCGCCGCCGCCCGCGCAACCGACGCCGCCUACCUCGAACAGUGCUUUGUCGCCCGUGAUUGGGCCGAAGGGCGUGCCUCUGAAGCCGCUCAAGGUGCGGCCGGAGAGCUACGUGCCCUACGAUGAGUUUGGCGGUGGCCGUCCCCUAUACGAAAUUGAGGAAGAGCGUCAGAAACAAGCGUCGUCGUCGGUCAAUGCCGCGGCCGACUCGGCGGUGGCUACCGAGUACGAAAAGCAGCAGCAGGAGUACGAGCAAAAGAUGCAAGAGUACCACGCCAAGCAGCGUGAGUACGAGCGCCAGCUGCAAGAGUACAAUGAACAGCAGCGCGAGUACGAACGCCAACUGCGUGAAUACGAAAAGCAGAUGCAGGAGUACGAGCAGCAACAGGCACAGCAGCAGGCCCAACAUGCUCAGCCGCUGCCGUCCCAGAACGCACGAUCGUCCUCCCAAGCCAUGUACGAGGCGCCAAAGGGUUCGCAGGCGUACGAUACACACGAUCCGCAUGCGUACGCUUACGAGCCACACUCGCCCCAGCCCGGCUACGAGGCAUACGCACAGCAGGGCUACGAUCCUGCGGCGUACAACUACGGCUCGUACGAAUACCAGCAGCAGCAGGCCUCGUACGCCCAGCCGUCCUCACACGACGCGUACGCCCAGCAGUCUUACGAUGCGUACGCCCAGCAGGGAUACCAGCAGCAGCCCAACUCAUACGACGCUGCGUACCAGCACUACGACGCGUACGCCCAGGGCGCGUACUCAGGGGCCGACCAGGCUGCGUACCCCCCUGCGCCAGCGCCAGCGCCGCCGCAGCCGCACCAGCCGCCGCAAGAGUACGCCUACCAGCCACAGCCUGCGUCCAGCCACAGCCCUUCGAGGCGGCCCAAGGUAGCGCAUGCCGUUUCAACGACGCCGCUAGCGAAGAUGAACAUCCCGCCAGCGCAUCACUUUAACGAUGUGCCUUUUGCGCCGAAGAUGCAGCAAGGCGGGUCGACGCGCCCCCGGCGUCCAGACGGCUCGCCAGCGUCUACGGCCAUGACGCCAAAGCCCUCACGACGUCGGCAUGGCGGCGGCACGCCCUCGGCGUCGUACGCACAGACCUUGGCCCCUGCGUCGCCCCCGACCUUGUCCGUCCCACGCGCGCCUCGCUCGCCAGCGUCCAUGCCCGACACGUCACGCUCCCCGAUGCGUAGUGCGUCGUACCAGAAAUCGGAACGUUCGCAUCGCCGCGGCGGCUCCGGUGCGCGGUCCGGCUGGGCUGCGCUGUUGCGCAACGAUCCCAUGUCGGCAGCGCGCUAA
Malassezia pachydermatis is the source of this 6333-nucleotide messenger RNA. RefSeq lists its product as hypothetical. Bases 1 to 6333 code for a protein of 2110 amino acids. NCBI's taxonomy places the organism in Eukaryota, Fungi, Basidiomycota, Malasseziomycetes, Malasseziales, Malasseziaceae. The transcript has a single exon. The record is from RefSeq and is a predicted model, not a curated record.